This is a messenger RNA of Mucor mucedo, 3254 nucleotides long. RefSeq names its product armadillo-type protein. Gene Ontology annotation, cellular component: nuclear envelope; cytosol. The record is from RefSeq and is a predicted model, not a curated record. Gene Ontology annotation, biological process: protein import into nucleus. The coding region runs from base 27 to 3194 and encodes 1055 amino acids. Gene Ontology annotation, molecular function: small GTPase binding. The transcript has 14 exons. Lineage: Eukaryota; Fungi; Mucoromycota; Mucoromycetes; Mucorales; Mucoraceae.
GUUACUCUUUUUACAAACAAACUGCAAUGGACCAAAACGCGGUUUACCAAUUGUUUGUUUCGACCUAUCAUCCUGAUCCCAAUGUUCACAAACAGGCUGAACUAAACAUUAGAAACAUCGAAUCUCAACCUGGAUUCUUACCAUUGGUAUUGCAAAUUCAAGCUUCAGAAGAGUUAGAUUUAGGAGCUCGUCAGGCCGCCGCUAUUUAUUUCAAGAACCGUGUUCAUAAAGCUUGGGAUGGAUCCAAAGGUAUUCUAAUUACAGAGGACGAUAAGUCUGUUAUCAAGAGAAAUAUUCUUCACGCUUUAGUCACUGCACCUGCCGCUGUUCAAGUGCAAUUAGCCGCAUCAUUAAAUAGUAUCCUUACUACGGAUUUUCCUGGAAAUUGGCUUACCUUUAUUAACGAGUUGGAAACAUUUAUGAUCUCUGAGGAAAUUCGUAUUGUUUAUGUUGGUUUGAUCGCAUUACGUGAAGUUGUCAAAGUAUUUCAAUGGAAAUCAUUGGAACGAAGAGAACCCCUACGACAAAUUAUUAAACUUACAUUCCCUGCUAUCAAUGCUAUCUGUAACAAACUUAUCAAUAUGGAUACAGUUGAAGCUGCCGAAAUGUUGAAAUUGGCCUUGAAAAUCUAUCAUUCCAGUAUUCAGGUGGAUUUGCCCAAAUGUCUGCAAGAACCCUCUUCUUUAGUACCUUGGGGUACGCUCUUCCUUCAGCUAGUCGAUAAAAAGAUUCCCAACGAGGUCUUACCUAGUGAUCCCGAAGAACGCGAGAAAUACAUUUGGUGGAAGACCAAGAAAUGGGCUUACCAUUGUUUAAACCGAUUGUUUGGAAAGUAUGGUAAUCCUGCCAUGUUACCUUCCAGCGCCACCAAAUACACUGCUUUUGCCAAAUCAUUCUCUUCCAAUUUCGCACCAAAUAUCCUGCAAACUUACCUGCAACAGAUCGAUGGAUGGAUCAAGAAGGAAUAUUGGAUGUCCAACAAAUGCUUAGCUUUAUCCGCUGCAUUCUUUGAUGACAGCAUCAAGCAUAAAACAACAUGGAAAAUCAUUAAACCUCAUACGGAUACUUUGGUCUCUCAGUUUUUAUUCCCUCAACUUUGUUUCUCGGCAGAAGACGAACAGUUAUGGACAGAGGAUGCUGUAGACUAUGUCCACAAAAAAAUUGAUCCCUUGGACGAUUUUCAUUCCAGUCAAAGUAAUGCAACCACUUUAUUAAUCGAUUUGGCUAGAGAUCGUAAAAAGCACACAUUUAUGAACAUUUUGGGCUUCAUCAAUGACGUCCUAAACCGAUACAUGGAAACACCCGAGGAGCAGAAAAACGGUCGUGAUAAGGAUGGUGCAUUAUGUAUGAUUGGUGCCUUGGCUCCAGUGAUCUUGGGAAAUACGUCUGAGGUUGCCAACAUGAUGGAACCAUUCUUCGUCACUCAUGUAUUUCCUGAAUUCAAAAGCAGAUUUCCUUACUUGCGUGCAAGAGCCUGUGAAAUUGCUAGACAUUUCAGUGAUUUAGACUUUACAAAUGAACAGAAUCUUGCUAUUUUAUACCAAAAUGUACUCGAUUGUCUUCGUGACACUGAGCUUCCUGUUAGAGUACACGCUGCUUUAGCUUUACAACCCAUGAUUCGACAUGCAAGUGUUUGUGAAGCGAUGGCACCCCAUUUACCAUUUAUUAUGCAAGAAUUCCUCAACCUAACGAAUGAAAUUGAUAUUGAUACGUUAUCCAGUGUGAUGGGAGAAUUUGUGGAAGUGUUUGCAGAACAAUUAACCCCUUUUGCAGUCCAACUCUGUACGCAAUUACGAGAUACCUUCUUGCGUAUCAUGGAAGAACUUUCACAAACAUUCCACAAGAACACAGACGACGAUGAUAACUUUGAUGGCGAUGUGGAUGAAGCAAGUGACAAAACCAUGGCAGCCAUGGGUGUCCUCAAGACCAUCGGUACCUUGAUCCUGAGUUUGGAAAGUACGCCCGAUAUUUUGCAACAAUUAGAAAACGCACUGUUACCCGUCAUCACCUAUACACUUGAAAAACGCAUUAUUGAUCUCUAUGAUGAAAUCUUUGAGAUCAUUGAUUCUUGUACAUUUUCGGCUAAGCGUGUUACACCCACCAUGUGGGGUGUCUUUGAACUGAUCUAUAGUGCUUUCAAGGACUCUGGAUUGGAUUUCAUGAAUGAAAUGUUGCCUGCUUUGGUUAACUUUGUGUCGUAUGGUAAAGACGUGUUUACUACCAAUGAUCAUGUCAAGCAAAUGAUGUUUGAGAUCAUUGAUACUGUCAUGAAGAGCGACCAUUUAGGAGAGGUGGAUCGUGUCUGUGCAUGUCGAUUAAUGGAAUCUAUUUUGCUCAACUGUCGUGGCUACGUUGAUGUUUGUGUUGCACCUUUCUUAAAUCUCGCCUUCCAGUACAUUUUUACUGGUCAAAUGAAGACAACGGAAUUCAAAGUGCACUGUAUCGAGGUUGUUGUAAACUGCAUUUAUUACAAUCCUGUUUUAACCCUUCGUAUCUUGGAUGAAAACCAAUGGUCGCAAGGUUUCUUUAGUCUUUGGUUCUCCACCUUGGAUAAAUUCUCAAGAGUCCAUGAUAAGAAAUUAGCUAUUGUGGCCAUGUGUUCCCUCUUAAACUUGUCCUCAGAUCAAAUUCCUCAAUCCUUACAAUCUGGUUGGCCACAAAUUUUGGUCAGUAUUUCGGGGGUAUUUGAAAGUCUACCUAAAGCUAUUGAAAAUCGUGAAGCUAUGGAAAAGUUGUAUAGUGGAUCAUUUGAGGAAGACGAAGAAGAAGAAGAGGAUGAGGACGAGGAAGCUGGUAGUGAUGAAGAAGGAGAGGAAGAGGAAGAAGGAAGCGGUGAAGAGGAAGAAACCAGCGAUGUUGAAGAGGAAGAGGAUGAAGACAACGAAGAUGAGGAUGUUCAAGAUGAGGACACUGAAUAUUUGGAAUAUUUAAAUCAACAAGCUGCUAAUCAAAACAAUGAAGACAGCGAUGUAGACGAUGAGGAAGACGAAAUUGCUGAAGAAAUCAUGUUUGAAUCACCUUUGGAUGAUGUUGACCCUUACAUUUGCUUUGAACAAGUCUUUAGAGAUAUGCAACAACACAAACCCGAGUUUUAUACACAUUUGACAAAGGACUUGAAUGCAGAAACACAAAACAAUAUCAUGGCUGCAUUAGCUGUGGCAGAACAGAAUCGUAACGAAUUAGCAAACGCAUGAAAGAGCGUCGUCGAAUAAAGUUUAAAUAAUCAUUUCCAAAUCUUGACUUUUUUUUUUUGU